Molecule: messenger RNA, 3905 nt
Organism: Prorocentrum cordatum
Lineage: Eukaryota; Dinophyceae; Prorocentrales; Prorocentraceae
Source: the annotation of a GenBank genome assembly
AGCUGCGGUGCACUGCGGCGCCUCAAUGGCACCGCACCGCCCCUCGCGGCGGGGGUUCGCCGGCCUGCGCCAUGGCCUUGCUGGCUCCGGGCUUGGGCCAGGCCAGCUGCGCCCUCCUCGCGGCGUUCGCGCUGGCUGGUCCUCGCACCGCCGCGUUCGCGGGAGCCUCGGACGCGUACCAGUUCGGCGCGGGCUGCGCGAAGGGACCACAGGAUGUGCUGAACGCAGAACAGCAGGAGUUCGUCCGCGGCAUGCAGCAGAAGUUGCACUCGGAAGAGCUGAAGGAGUCGUGCCACGGAGAUGACGUCGCCCCCGUCCUGCUCCUGCAGUCCACUCCUGCUGUCCUGGUAAACCUCAACGCGACGCGGUCGCACGAGGACUACCACUAUGCGGAGACUGCAGCCGAGUUCUUCGGUGCGAUGUUCGUCACCGCGGUGGUACUCAGAGGGGUAAAAGGUUCCGAUACCGCUACUUUCCCCUCGGUUUCGCCUUUGUGGUGCCUCCUGGGAGGCCCUCGUCGCCACGGCUGGAUUCGCCUCGAACUUUUGGUCAGAACGUGCUCUGGGAGAGGCUGGGGGAGUAGCGGUAUCGGUAUAUUCUGGUUCACCCAGAUACUUGCGUCCCCCGUAGCGACGAUCCUCUACAUGCGCUGGCCCAAGAGCCAAGAGACUUGGAAGCCCAAGGCCACCAGGGACAUUAACUCGGCCGUCCUGAACCUUUUCCUGUUGGCGCUCUGCUCGCUCGUGCUGGGUAUCAUGAGCUGGCAGAUCUUUGUCGAGUGCGACUACGUGACCGGCGACACGAGUGACGGCAUGGCUGGGGAGGCGGGGUUUGGCCAGAUCCACGUCAUAGGCCUCGCUGCCGCGCUCUACCUUGCCCCGGUCGCCGGUGUCGCGACGCUGACCGCCACGGGGUUGAUGCUCUCGCAGCCCAGCGGCAGCAUCUCCGAGGGCGUCAAGGUCGGCUGGCUCUGCCUGCUCGUGGCCGGCUCCUGCGUCGCGACGGGGAUCUCGGGGGAGGAGGAGGUACUGCAGGGCCCUCCUGGCCUCGGCAGCAGUAUCCUCGGAACCUGGUCAGAACGCACCCCAGUGGAGGUCCUGGGAGUGGCGAUAUCGGCACUUCAUUUCAGGAGGGGAGAAACACACAGACACAGCUGAUCGUCGACAUCCAAAAAAAUAUGGGAAGAUAUGAGAAGUGGGGGGGGCGAAGACGGAAGCCCAGCAAAUGUGGGAUACUAUGGGGAAUCCUGGGGUUAUUGUGUAUUUAUUUGUGUGUCCCUGGGUCCCUUCAUUACUUACCCCCCCCCAGGAUCGGUGCUCAUCUGUGCUGGCCCGUGCUCUCCUGCGGCAUCCUGGGGUGCACCGGGGUCGACCACGGUGGCGGGACGGUCCUCGGUGGCCCUGGGCUGUGGAUCUUCUGGUUGGGCGCGGGGUUCACGGUCGUGUUCGUGACCAUCCUCGCGAAGCGCGUGCUCGCGGGCCAGGCCCCCGCGGCCGACCCGCCGCGCUCGCUGGAGGGCCAGCUGCGGCGGCAGCGGGCGGCGCGGCUGGCCGCGGCGCUGAGCCUGGCCCUGGUGGUGAUACCCCUCCUGUGGGUGCUGACGGCCCUGCUGCCCAACGCCUUCAUGUAUUGGAUGCCGACGGAUGUCGCGGAAUCGAUGGCGGGGACUGCCUACUAUGCGGAGGACUCCAGCUCCUGGCUCCAGACGGGCCUCAUCAAGCUCUCGGACCACUACAUACUCAAAGCGUACCCCGACACGACGCUCUUCUAUGGGUUCCUGGAGGUCCUUGCCCUGGCGGCUGCAGCCUUGGCAGCCUUUCCGCCGCUCGAGAAGCUUUUGACCAGCAGGCGCCACCCUGGGGGCAUGAGCCUCGGUGAGAAUCUUACAGUCGGCCUCUUCGCCAUCAUGCUCGUGUUCUGGUUCAUUUACUGGCUCCAGUCCCAUUCAUAUCAUUAUGCAAAGUCGGUCAUCGACGGAGUUUGGUUGGAGCGGAUUGCCCGUACAUUUGGUUUGACUGCGGUGCUUUUCAUGGGCCUCAAUUUGUUUCCAGCCUGCAAGAAGUCGUUGUGGCACGAGGCAUUUGGAGUAUCUUGGGAGCGGGGCUUGUGGACACACAGAUGGCUCGGGGGUGCCGCAGUCGCGUUCAUGACGCUGCACAUCCUGACGAUGUUCUGUCGCUACGCCCAGUUGGGCAGCUUCCCAUAUGACGCAAUUCACCUCCACCAGUUCUACCCGAUCAACAAAAACGGAGUGCUCGUGGCGGGCCUUCCAGACUACGACAACUUCACGAUCGGUACCCAGAUGCUCGUGGCCUACCCAGCAUUGUUCAUAUUCGGUGUGUUGCCGCUGUUCCGAAACAAGGGGUGGGAGAUCUUCAAGUACACCCAUUUCUUUUUUCUCGUAUUGAUUCCAGCAACCCUUCUGCAUGCUGAGAGUUCUUGGUACUUCUUGAUCGGUGGGGUUGCUUUCUACCUCGUAGAUUGUGCGAUGCGCUUCGUGGGCGUCACGUCACCCACAGCUGUCCUUCUCUCGGCCAAGACCUACGAGGCAGAGGGCGGAGUGGUGGAGCUCCAGAUCAGCAAGUCACACCCCUACCCUGGGCAGUUUGCAUGGGUAAAUGUUCCUGCGGUCUCAACCUGGGAAUGGCACCCCUUCUCACUGGCCAGCUCCCCGUCCGACGGCGUCUCGAAGAUGUGCAUCAAGAACAUGGGCAGGGGCACCUUCACAGACAAGCUGUACCAGCUGGUUCGCGAGGGGGAUCCCUCGGCGCUGACUGUGCAGCUGGAUGGAGCUUAUGGGCCGAUGUUUGACCCGGCGGACCACGCGGCGUUUCUGCUCAUCGGCGGGGGCAUCGGCAUCACGCAGGUCCACAGCACCCUGCGCACGUUCUCGCAGAUGGCGGUGCGGCGCGAGCUGCCCGCCUCCCUGAAGAUGGUGCGCCUGGUGUGGAUCGUCAGGAGCCCCGAGCUCUUCCGGGUCCUCGACGACUCCAUCGCGCAGUGCCUGCAGGCAGAGUACCCGGCCGGCUCCCCCAAGUUCUCGGUCACCUUCUAUGCGACGGGCGGCGACCAGUCCACGGCGACCUUCGCGGCCCCGCUGAAGAAGGGGAGGCCCUCCUUCCCGCAGAUCUACUCCGAGGCGGUGGGCGACCUGGAGGCCCUCCAGUCGAGCGCGGGCCCCGCUGGCACCAUCUGCGUGCAGGCGUGCGGCCCUGCCGCCAUGGUGUCAGCGGCGGAGGAGGCGGCCGCCGGCCACGCGCGCCUCGUCUUCGACGCCGCGGCGUUCCGGCUCUGAGCGCUGGCUGGCCUGCCCUUCCGGGCGUUGCCAGAGGUUCACCACCCACCAGCCUUCGCCGCCCGGGGCGAGCAUCGGUCCGCAGCAGCGUCCGCGGCGCGGCAAGAAGCCCGCAGUCCGUGCUGACGGCGCCGCAGGUUCCAGCCAUCGUGUGCGUAUACAGGCGAGAGUGCAGUUUCUGAAGUGGUGAAUGUUUCAGUCGCCAGUUGACGUGUAGAUAGACUUAUGUCGGGCCUGUCCCUCUAAAGGAGGAGUCUUCAAAAAUAGCAAAGAAUAGUCUGGGGAAGAUCGUUUCUACUGUGUUGGAGCAUUUUUGAAUAGUUGUUGCGUAUGUUUAUUUGUUGCGCGGGACACGCCCGACCUAAAGAUAGACAGAGGGGCCUGCAUUGUUUCUCUCAGAGUGUCUCCAGCUUUGGCUGGCGCGCACUGCGCUCCAGCACAACUCGCUUGGUUUUCUGGGGAGCUUGUUUGCGCAAGUCCGACCGAGUCGACGGUCGGCUGAGCUGCGCAAUGUGAACGGCAGGCGUUGCUCGUUGCGAUAAGGCCGCUUGCGCUGCUGAAGGAAAACGAUGGAGAUAUUUGGAUCGGUUGAUAGAACCCCCACGCUGCC